GCUCCCAGAUGGUUUCACACAGCUUUUAAAUUUGACCCAGCUAUAUCUAAAUGAUGCCUUUCUGGAAUUUCUUCCAGCUAACUUUGGAAGAUCAAUGCUCAAACUGACCCAGCUGGAGAGGCUUGACCUGGGUAAUAAUGAAUUUUCUGAGCUGCCUGAAGUUCUGGAACAAAUACAAAACCUAAAAGAAUUAUGGAUGGACAACAAUUCACUUCAAACAUUACCUGGGUCUAUAGGACGAUUAAAACAACUGAUAUACUUGGAUAUGUCAAAAAAUAGGAUAGAAAGUAUAGAUCUGGACAUAUCAGGAUGUGAAGCCCUUGAAGAUCUACUAUUGUCAUCAAAUAUGCUACAACAACUGCCAGAUUCUAUAGGGCUCUUGAAAAGACUUACUACUUUGAAAGUAGAUGACAAUCAACUUACACUUCUGCCCAAUGCUAUUGGAAAUUUAUCUUUAUUAGAAGAAUUUGACUGCAGCUGUAAUGAACUGGAGUCUCUACCUCCCACCACUGGCUAUCUACACAAUCUCCGAACUUUAGCUGUAGAUGAAAACUUCCUGAGUGAACUUCCCAGAGAA
Molecule: messenger RNA, 577 nt
Organism: Thamnophis sirtalis
Lineage: Eukaryota; Metazoa; Chordata; Lepidosauria; Squamata; Natricidae
Source: RefSeq, a predicted model, not a curated record